Molecule: messenger RNA, 1556 nt
Organism: Zootermopsis nevadensis
Lineage: Eukaryota; Metazoa; Arthropoda; Insecta; Blattodea; Termopsidae
Biological process (GO): regulation of transcription by RNA polymerase II
Cellular component (GO): transcription regulator complex
Molecular function (GO): transcription coregulator activity
Source: RefSeq, a predicted model, not a curated record
UCAUGAUAUUUUAUAGCAUUGGUAGCAUUGUGAAAUGAGAGUUUAUGCACACGAUGUAUAUCGGUUUUGAUGUUUACGUAGACCGUUGAUGGUUAUGUGAAUUGUAGUAGGUAAUAUUAAUGUGUCCGUUUAUACCGACAGUCAGCCUGACACGAAGAAGAGUUGGAACAUAUUUUAGAAGUGUACCUAGUGUCACAGACUUUUUAAUAACUUCAAAUAUGCCGGCAGUUAUUGUGGGGCGGCCCAAACGAAGUGAAGCGAUGUGGGAAGCCAUCAAAAACCACAUAAUAAGAGAGAGACAAAAAAAGAAACAAGAACAAGAAGCUGAUGCAGAGGUUGAACGUCAACGAAAGGAGCGUGAACGUAAACAGAAGCAAGAUGUGAUGACUCUUGGUGAGACUAGAGACCAGAUUUCACAACUGGAAGUGCGAUUAGCUCAGCUUAAAGAUGAGAAACAUCAACUAUUUCUGCAGCUUAAGAAAGUCCUUAAUGAGGAUGAUAAUCGAAGGAGGCAGUUGGUUAAGGAGUCAAAUGAAAAUAUGAUCAGCAUGCACAGUUAUCCAACUGUUGCUUUAAGUAGUCAUCCGCAGCUCUUUCUGCAACAGAAUUUAUCUCUCCCUGGACGUCCACCGAUCUACAAGAUUGCCCCAACACAUGGCACUCAGCAUUCAUUAUUGCCACCAGGAGCCUUAAAAAGAUCACGAAGUCCAUCUCCUCCACCCAACUAUCAUCAGUAUGGCUUCAAACCAGUAAACAUCCCUGCUUAUCCUCAGCAAAAAAUUGAUGAUGGCAGGAGAGGUCAUGAAUACGGGCGAGCUGUCUUGUGGAACAAGAAUACUCAGUACACAGGAUCGCAGCAAUUCUACGCACCUCACGGACCUCAGCAAGUGCCAGCGGCCACCACGGUGAGCUACUCGCCAUCACCAGCGCAACAGACAGUGUACACUUACACUGGCCCUCAGUAUGCUCAGCCUCCACCAGGAGCAGCUGCAGCACCGCCUCGUGAUGACACGGGGAAGCAGACUCAGCACAGUGUGUACCUGGGCCAACCUCCUCGAGCCAACCUUGCUACUAUCCCGCCACAUAGUCAAGCGUACGUAAGUCCACUUCAUCAGCCCAUGGAACACUCAGCACAAAAGACAGGAUUUCCAUCUGCCCAGGAAGCAGCUGAGAAGUAUUACUCGGUUUCUCCUAUCCGACCAGCAACUCACGUCCCGAUACACGGCGGAGCCAUCCCUAUACAGCAACCGCCACAGGGUGCCAAGACUGGUGGUAUAACAUCGGGGUAUCCAAUUCGGGCGCAACCUGUACCUGCACCUCCCCAUGCACCCUCUCAUGUUACAACAGGAAGUUACCAACCUAAUGUUUCUACACCGCAUAGUGUGUACGUGACACAAGCACCGAGCGGACGCUUGCUGUACAGUCAGGCUGGUCCAGCUGGUCACCCUCCUCCCCCAGGACACCCACCACCCCAACAGGGUCGAUAUACAGUCCCUGGCUUGCAAAGGGAAAUGUGAAGCUGGCUGACCAUAUGCAGAGUGAUGACACUAUACAGU